AUGGUGGUGGGACGGCGUGCCGACGUUUGCAGUGACCGAGCAGUCGGUUUCUGUUCAACACCAGUUCCCGGCAAUAUGCUCGUGAGUAAACAGGGGGUACCACCGAUAGACGCCAGUCCUUGCUAUACCCGCCAGAGCAUGGGUUUUGUUCUUUCGCCGCGCAGCUGGUUGCGGAGCUCGCCUCCGAGUCCGCGCAGCCCGCGCAGCCCGCGCGCUCAUGGAACAGCACUGUCGGCAAAAGCAAGCGCUGAUGCCGAACAAGUCGGUACGCUUGUGCGGGAGCUUCGGACAGAUCCGCCUGAGGAGCUGCGAGUCGAACUGCGUUCGCUGGACUCGCGUCGGCGAUUGAUCACUGGAUCGCUAAACGUUUUCGCACCUAAGGCACACGUCUGGACGGUGCUGACGGCAUUCGAUGAAAUGAUCGAGUUUGUACCGCAUAUGCUCUCGUCGCGCUUUGACACGGAGUCACGACUGCUCGAGCAAGUCGCCUGGGUCAGCCGUCGUCUGAGACUGCAAUCGCGACUCGUUAUGGAAGUUGAGAUGCUACCAGAGCAGGGCGAGCUCCUGUUCUCGAAACGAGAGAGCAGGGACUUUGCAUCUUGGAAAGGGGUGUAUAGAAUCGUGCCGCGCAGCGAGACAGAGACUCGUUUGGAGUAUGCGCUGGACGUGGUUCCGAUGAUCCUCUUCCCGAUAGCGCUGGUUGAGCGCAAGAUCAUGAAAGAAGUUCCUGGUGUGCUUCGCGCGUUUGCUGCCCGCGCCGAGCAGCGCUGGAACGACGAGAAAAGGGAAACAAUCCCGGGGACCUAG
This is a messenger RNA of Cyanidioschyzon merolae strain 10D, 807 nucleotides long. RefSeq lists its product as hypothetical. NCBI's taxonomy places the organism in Eukaryota, Rhodophyta, Bangiophyceae, Cyanidiales, Cyanidiaceae. The record is from RefSeq and is a predicted model, not a curated record. The transcript has a single exon. The coding region runs from base 1 to 807 and encodes 268 amino acids.